UCCGAUCCGUCAGUGAGUAUAUGCAGGAUUGAAGGCUGGAUGCGAUUGCCCACCUAUGUGCAUGGCAGUCAUCAAACCCGGAUGGUGGGGGUACUACGAGGGCCUCCCCGUCGCCUCGUAAAUCUGCAUCUUCACCUCAGAAUCAGGACCAGUAUGUGCGAACGGAUGGGGCGGAAGCUCCGCCAUCACACGACUCUCCAGCGCAGGGAACAGUGCAGUCAGAACAGGAAAAGGCUUUCUUCAACUUACUCGAGAAGUUCAUGAAGUCACAAAACCCGACAGGGGCACCAGAAGAAGCUUGGUUGAAACUGGCGGAUACAGCGUGGGCCUAUGAAAAGAACCGUGCAGAUCGAUGGCGGAAUGAAAUCAAUACACUGCUCACCUUUGCCGGCUUGUUUUCCGCCGUUCUCACCGCUUUUGUGGUGCAGUACUAUGCCGUUCUGCUGCCGGCACCGGACUUCAAUAUGAUCAUCCUUGAGCGCAUACUAUCCUUGCAACUCAGUAAUAUGGCUACCAACGCCGUCGUCGUAGCGGCCGCCAACUCCUCGAACCCGGUACCGGUGCCGAUGGCUCUUACGAACUACUUAUCUACAAACCUCCCCCCGCCACCCGCUGCGCCCCGCUGGAUUGCCGCGCUGUGGUUCGUCGCCCUAGUCUUCAGUCUCAGCGCGGCAUCCGUCGGUUUAGCCGUGAACCAAUGGCUGAACUUCCAUGCCACGGAGCAAGCUGGGCUGCAAGAUGCAUCCCAGAGUAUCUGGACGUGGCAGCUCCGUAGGCACGCACUGGACAAGGGGCAAGUGGAAAACAUGGUCAGCAUCCUUCCAUCUCUCCUUCAGGUGGCCCUCGUCCUCUUCCUCGUUGGGAUUGUGGGCUACCUCUGGGAGCUUGGCUUCGACAUCGCCGUCCCGAGCACGGUCGUUGUCGGCGCCUUGCUGCUCUUUCUGGCUUUCACUUCCGUGUCACCCGCACUGGGUGGUUACAGUCCCUACAAGUCGCCCCAAGCGUGGUGGAUAUGGAAGGCCUGCAUACGCACGCGGUGGGCGGUUUACUGGGUCGUCAUGCUGUUACAUCACAUGGUCGACGUCCUCAUCAAGAUCCAAAUUCCGCUGCAGUCUUCAUCUAUACGUGUGUAUAAUAUAUACCAACGGAUCAAGGACCUCCGUGCAUCCCUCGUACAACAUCAAGCACGCACGCGUACGUUGAUGAUGAAGAAAAACUGGCUAGAAUAUGAAGCAUCAUGUCUGGAUGACUGGAUAACCCACAGCAAAAACAACACAAUAUUCAGGGACAUUUAUUCCAUUGCAAACGACAUAGCCGUCCUUCGCGCAAUGGAAACCUGCGUGCGAGCGAUGCCUAGUGCCCGAGCAAUGAGACAUGUGACACAAUUAGGCCAGACCGCCUUCGCGGCCUUGUCAAACCGCCAGGAUUCACGUUCACGAGCGCCCAGGCCGCCAUCUGGUAACCAACACGAUGUUCCGGACAGCACCUCUACCACUUUGAUAGGUCACAUGGUGCUGGACGAGUUCAUUAAUAUUCGACCACAGACAGAACUCGACGACGACACUCAGGCUCUCGAUUUGGACUCAAACCGUCGCAUGCUAUCUGGACUGAUCCGCGCUAUGCCUCCCACUCAUGGAAUCGAGGCCUGCAUGACUUUGUUUCAGCAUUUACGUGAUGAUCGACUGUCCAAGAAACAACGAAGAGCCACCUUAGAUGUUGUACGAAACAUUUAUGUGCCGGUCGACUUCCUUGCGGAGGACUUGCAGGACUCCAAGAUGCAAGCGGCGAGAACAUACGACUGUGCACCGUAUACUGAGCUAUAUCGUCUGCGCGACAUUGAAAACUGGGAAUGCGUGCAAACUGCACUCAUGACGGUGUCCAAACUCGGUGAUCCUGUAUCCACCAUUCAGAUCAUGACGAUCGUUCUGGCGAUAUGCAUGUUAUCCGUUAAAAACGGGCACACAUUGCCACACGAACCAUCGAGGGGAGCUUAUUUGGAUGACAUGCUCCAACGAUUCGACGAGUACUUGGCUACCCUCCGUCGCAAGGAGCUGAAAAUCACUAUACGACACCUUCCUCCCCCGGCAGUAUAUAUACUCGAUUGGGCAUUGGCUCGCAUGUCCUUCAGCGACAUCUAUUCCGCCUUGGGUGCGACCGAGAUCCGCCGGAACAUCAUGAUCUCCACAAACCACAUCGCACGGCGUCUUCAAUGGCUGCUCACACGCAAAGCUUGGACACCACAAGGGGCGGUCCAAGGGUUCUGCGUUCAGUUGCAUUGGCUGGUCAGGUUGGCUCGAAUGCGUUCCAGAUGAGCCACAGAGCGAAGACGAUCAAAGUGUUGACUCCUCAGAAGCGACUGACCCAGAGCCUACAUCGAAAGCUGGGGAUGAGCAGGACCCACCGGAACCGCGAACGGGCAGUAUGAUACAAUCUAUAGUGCGAGUCAUCCGAAACAGCUGGCACAGAUUGAGAGGAACCACUGCAGCACAGGAACCCGACU
Fomitopsis serialis is the source of this 2500-nucleotide messenger RNA. RefSeq lists its product as uncharacterized. The coding region runs from base 261 to 2312 and encodes 683 amino acids. The record is from RefSeq and is a predicted model, not a curated record. Lineage: Eukaryota; Fungi; Basidiomycota; Agaricomycetes; Polyporales; Fomitopsidaceae. The transcript is spliced from 7 exons.